CCUAUAAGAAGAGACCGCAGACAUCUCCCGAUCAGAACAAGCUCUUCCUCGAGAGCAGCUCCUCACAUUUCUUGCUUACUUCGAGAGUAACGUUUCCGCUUCAGUGAUGAGUCUUCUUGGAAGUCCCACUCGGACCUUGGUCGUCCUCCUUCCACUCCUCGCCGCCUGCGCCUCCUCCUCGAACUCGUCGUCCUCCUCCUGGGCCUGGCUGUCCAUCCCUUCGCCUCUGACGUCCCUGUCGGCCCUCUGGGCUCCCUCCGCCCCCCGUCCGCCCCAAGGCUGUCAGCUGCGUCUUCGAGACAACAUUCUCCGCCGAACUCAGCUCCUUCUAACUCUCCUCGAGGACUACGUCGACUUUUACGCGCAGGAGAAGUUCGGCAACAGCUGGGCUGUGAUGGACGCCAUUUUCAGUCGGGAAGUGGACGCACAGUUGGUGCUUGUGUGCGACCAAGAGCUCGAGUGCGACCAGGUCCUCCCUCGCCUGCCCUCGCUCCCCUCGACCUCCCCCCAGCCCGAGGAGCUCCUCCAACAACUGCUCACUCUCAGCCGUCGCUACGCCCUCGCCCUCGAGCUGGUGUUCCUCGACCAGUCUCUCCACGAGGACGACUUGGUCCUCCUGGAGAGGACGGACCAGAUCUACAGACACGUCCAGGGCCUAGUGGACGUGAUCGUGGCCCAAGUGGAGCAGUGCCGAGUGGACGCAGACGACGCCGUGGUCGCGAGACUGGCGGGGAAGCUGUACAAGGGCGCCUCCUCCGACGGGAGGAACCAGCGCGGCUUCCGCACCUUGAGGCAGUGUCUGUUUGGGCUUCGCUACAUCAGGAGCCUCCUGUAAUCGAGGUUCCUCGCGCCCUAUUUAUUGUCAUCCUCUCAUUAUCCAUUAUCUUAUAUAUUUAU
Molecule: messenger RNA, 897 nt
Organism: Penaeus monodon (black tiger shrimp)
Lineage: Eukaryota; Metazoa; Arthropoda; Malacostraca; Decapoda; Penaeidae
Exons: 3
Coding region: 107-835 (242 amino acids)
Source: RefSeq, a predicted model, not a curated record